Messenger RNA from Hyaloperonospora brassicae, 387 nucleotides. Lineage: Eukaryota; Oomycota; Peronosporomycetes; Peronosporales; Peronosporaceae. The record is from the annotation of a GenBank genome assembly.
AUGGAGAGCCAAGUAGUCGAACUCACAGAGGCCGAGCAGGCUCAGCACCAGCUGCAGAUGGAGCAGCAGCUCAAGUCGUUCUGGGCCAAGCAGUUUCUGGAGAUGGAGCAGCUCGAAGUCGGCAGUGAACAAGAUUUCAAGAACCAUAACGACCUACCCCUAGCGCGCAUCAAGCGCAUCAUGAAGUCGGACGAAGACGUGCGUAUGAUCAGUGCCGAAGCGCCCGUGCUCUUUGCCAAGGCGUGCGAGAUGUUUAUCCUGGAGCUCACGCUGCGAUCGUGGGGCUACUCGGAGAAGAACAAGCGGCGGACGCUGCAAAAGGAGGACAUUCAGACAGCCAUUCGGAACACGGACAUUUUCGAUUUUCUCGUGGACGUCAUUAACUAA